AUGACCAAGCUGGUACAGCUCCUGAUUGCCGUCAUCGCUCUCGUGGCCCUGUGCGGCGAUGCCGCCACAGUCCCCACCAUCUACGUCUCGCCCUCCGGCAACGACUCGUGGACCGGUGGUUCGCCUACCAAGGGCUCGGCGGGGGUGAACGGAACGGUGGCGGGGCCGCUCCGCACCCUCGCCGCCGCCGCGCUGGUGGCGCGCUCGCGCUAUGGCGCCGGCGUGACCAAGACGGUGAGCGUGGCCGCGGGCACCUAUACCCUCUCAACCACGCUCGCCCUCACCGCCGCCGACAGCAACACCCUCUUCAUCGCCGCGGAUUCACGGGCAGGCAAGACCGUCAUCAGCGGAGGGCAGUGCAUCCCGGCUAACGCCUUCAAGGCCCUGGACACGUCGACCGGCCUGGGCGCGCGCGUCCCGGCCGCGGCGCGGAGCCGGGUGAAGCAGGUCAACCUCACCCAGCUGGGCCUCACCAGCGCCCAAGUGGGCGUGAUCUCCACUAACCUGGCCGGCAUGGAGCUGUUCUUCAAGGGCGCCGCGCUCCACGUCGCCCGGUGGCCCAACUACCCCAACUACGUCCUCACUGGCAACAUCACCAAUACUGACGAGAAAUUGGUGUUCCAUUACGUGAACGCGACAUCGUGGCCGUACGAGGGCGUGUGGGUGCACGGGUUCUUCGGUCAGAACUGGUUCGACGAGCGCCGGGCCAUCGAGAGCGUCGACCAAGAGGCCAAGACCAUCACCCUCGCCACCCCCACCAACUACGCGUUCAAGCGGGGCCAGCGGUUCUACUACUACAACGUGAUCGACGAGCUCGACACGGCGGGUGAGUACCUGAUCGACCGGGACAACGGCGUGCUCUACUUCUACCCGCCGUCGGCCAUCGCCUCCAACACCGACGCCGUGCUGUCGGUCCUCAACAGCGCGCUCAUCGCCAUCACCGGCUCCAACAUCACCUUUUCUGGUUUCACGCUGGAGGCGACGCAGAACACUGCGGUGACCGUCAGGGAGAACGGAUCGGGUAACGUGAUCAAGAACUGCGUCAUCAGAAACGUCGGCGAAACGGGCGUGUCCAUCGCCGGCGGCACAGACAACAUCGUGAUGACCUCUGAGCUCUACAACAUGGGCAAGACGGGAGUAAGCAUGAGCGGCGGCGACCGCAAGACACUCACGCCGUGCAACCACAUGGCGUUCGCCAACCACGUGCACGACUAUUCGCGCUUCAUUCUCUGCUACCAGCCCGCUUUUGGCGCCAACGGUGUGGGCGUCAAGAUCGUGAACAAUAAGAUCCACACGGCGCCGCACAACGCCAUUCUGUUGGGUGAGAGCAACAAUAUGGAGAUCUACUUCAACGAGAUCUACGACAUGUGUCGCGAGGCCAGCGACGUGGGCGCCUUCUACCAGGGCCGCGACUGGACCGGCCAGGGCUCCUACAUCAGCUACAACUACUUCCACGACUCCUUCGGCUACGGCUCGGAGGGCGUGAGCGCGAUCUACUUCGACGACGAGAACAGCGGCAGCACUGCGUUCGGUAACAUCAUCGUGAACAUGGAGUUGGGCAUCCUGAUGGGCGGUGGCCGCAGCAACCACGUCGACAACAACAUCUUCAUUAACCUCGACAACGCCGCCUACGCUGGCGAUGCGCGCGGUCUGCCGGGCCAGGUUCCCCAGAACAACAACACCCUCUACACGCGACUCCUCGCGCAGCCCUACCAGACCCAGCCCUGGUCCACCCAGUUCCCCGAACUGGUCACCAUCCUCGACGACCCCGUCAGCCCCCACGCUCCUCGCUACAAUUCGUAUCGGCACAACGUGGCCUGUAACACAAAGAACAACCAGCGCCUCUCGACGGCGGCCGCCCCCUACAUCCAGAAUGUGACGUCGGACAACUGGUGGCUGAAGAACAGCACCACCUGCCAGAAGGCCAUCUUCCCCUACCUCCAGUCGACCGGCUCGCUCGAGAUCAGCCCCAGCGCCCCGUUCCUGGCCAACAUCACCUUUUCCGCGAUCCCCUGGAAGCGCAUUGGGCUGGCGGGCGCCUACGAGAGCCUGCCCGCCAACCUGCCCGGCCUUAAAUAUGGCAAGAUUGUGACGCCCCAGGCUGCGAAGGACACCAGCGCCGCGUCUGGCUUUGCGCGCAGUCCCCUGGCUCUCGCUCUGCGUUUCCUCUUCUAA
This is a messenger RNA of Acanthamoeba castellanii str. Neff, 2175 nucleotides long. RefSeq lists its product as uncharacterized. Bases 1 to 2175 code for a protein of 724 amino acids. The transcript has 11 exons. Lineage: Eukaryota; Discosea; Longamoebia; Acanthamoebidae. The record is from RefSeq and is a predicted model, not a curated record.